AUGUUGCCUCAAAUACCCGAUAAGUCCCAAUUAACAUACACGCCUAACUAUUGUGAAGAAAAUGUCUACUUCUUGUGCAAAUCAUUUUCUUCGGCCGUUGAGACAUUCGAUACUUUUGCCUGCUUCAUAUCCAAUGAGCACAAGAGCGUACCCUUGUGGAAGCAACGUAUAGCAGAAGGUCCUGAUGUUCCCGUAAUCUGG
This is a messenger RNA of Acaulospora morrowiae, 201 nucleotides long. The record is from the annotation of a GenBank genome assembly. Lineage: Eukaryota; Fungi; Glomeromycota; Glomeromycetes; Diversisporales; Acaulosporaceae.